Molecule: messenger RNA, 4431 nt
Organism: Medicago truncatula (barrel medic)
Lineage: Eukaryota; Viridiplantae; Streptophyta; Magnoliopsida; Fabales; Fabaceae
Exons: 5
Coding region: 1-4431 (1476 amino acids)
Biological process (GO): DNA integration
Molecular function (GO): nucleic acid binding
Source: RefSeq, a predicted model, not a curated record
AUGGCUGAGGAACGCACUCUUAAGGAGUAUUCGAUCCCUUCUUCGGAUGAGCCAUGCACUAUUAUAGUCUAUCCAACAGUUCAAGGUAGCAACUUCAAAAUAAAACCUGCACUACUAAUUCUAGUACAACAAAACCAGUUCUCUGGAUCACCUUCCGAGGACCCAAACUCUCAUAUCUCAACCUUUUGGAGACUUAGUGUAACUUGCAAAGACGACCAAGAAACCGUCAGGCUACAUCUCUUCCCUUUUUCUCUAAAAGAUAAAGCCAGCAAUUGGUUUAACUCUUUGAAGCCUGGUUCCAUUACCUCAUGGGACCAACUGAGGCGAGAGUUCCUUUGCCGUUUCUUUCCCCCAUCCAAAACUGCCCAACUUAGGGGAAAGCUUUACCAAUUUACUCAAAUGAACGGGGAAUCUCUUUUCGAUGUGUGGGAACGUUUUAAGGAAAUACUUAGACGUUGUCCCCAUCACGGUCUAGAAAACUGGUUAAUCAUCCAUACCUUUUAUAAUGGUCUAACAUCUAGCACUAAAUUGACCAUUGAUGCAGCUGCAGGUGGUGCCCUAAUGAACAAGGAUUUCACAACAGCUUAUGCGUUGAUUGAGAACAUGGCUCUAAACCUCUUUCAAUGGACAGAAGAAAAAGAAACCGUCGAUCCUUCACCCUCUGAAAAAGAGGCAGGUAUGAACGAAACCUCUUCCAUUGACUAUUUAUCUACCAAGGUGAAUGCAUUAUCUCAAAGACUUGAUCGUAUGAGCGCACCUACCUUCUCACCUCCUUGUAAAACAUGUGGCCUAUCUAGUCAUUCCAACACCGAUUGCAACCUAAGUAGUGUUGAGCAGUUAAAUUUUGUUCAGAAUAGCCAAAGAGUUAUUCAAAAAUCUCACAUUGAACUUUUAAUGGAAAACUAUUUUUUUAAACAAUCCGAACAGCUCCAAGAGCUCAAGGACCAAACUAGACUUUUGAACAACUCUCUCGCUACUCUCACAACAAAGAUAGACUCCAUCUAUUCUCACAACAAAAUUUCUGAAACUCAACUCUCCCAGGUAGUUCGUAAGGCUGGCCACCCCAAUAAAAUGAAUGCUGUUACACUUAGGAGUGGUAAGCCACUCGAAGACCCCAUAAGGAGAACCGAGACCGAUCACAGUGAGAAAGAGACCCGCGAGCCACCAUCUAGGGAAACCAGGGCAGAAAGAGAGGAACCACGAGUUGAGGGAAACACAACGCCUCCCUUUAAGCCAAAAAUCCCCUUCCCACAAAGGUUUGCCAAAUCAAAGCUAGAUGAGCAAUUCAAAAAAUUCAUGGAGAUGAUGAACAAGAUAUAUAUUGAUGUGCCAUUUACCGAGGUCCUAACCCAAAUGCCCACAUAUGCUAAAUUUUUGAAAGAAAUCCUCUCAAAAAAAAGAAAGAUCGAGGAGAGUGAAACGGUUAACCUUACGGAAGAAUGGUCGGAAGUUGUGAAAAAAGCUAUGUGUGAUCUAGGAGCCAGUGUCAGCCUAAUGCCCUUAUCACUUUAUGAGAGGUUGGGAAUAGGGGAACUUAAAUCAACAAGGAUGACCCUUCAACUAGCAGACCGUUCUGUUAAGUAUCCAGCUGGAAUCAUAGAAGAUGUCCCCGUUAAGGUAGGAGAGGUAUACAUCCCCGCCGAUUUUGUUGUAAUGGAAAUGGAGGAAGACAAUCAAGUACCAAUUCUUUUGGGAAGACCUUUCCUUGCCACCGCAGGUGCUAUCAUUGAUGUAAAAAAGGGCAAGCUUGCCUUCAAUGUAGGUAAGGAAACUGUUGAAUUUGAACUGGCUAAACUAAUGAAAGGUCCCUCCAUUAAGGACUCUUGUUGCAUGAUAGACAUAAUCGACCAUUGCGUGAAAGAAUGUUCUUUAGCAUCAACUACACAUGAUGGUUUGGAAGUAUGCUUGGUUAACAAUGCAGGUACGAAACUGGAAGGAGAGGCAAAAGCUUAUGAAGAACUGUUAGAUAGAACUCCUCCAAUGAAAGAUCUAAGUGUGGAGGGGUUAGUAAAAGAAGAACCAACACUUCAACCCAAGGAGGCACCAAAAGUAGAACUCAAAACUCUCCCAUCAAAUCUAAGGUAUGAAUUCUUGGGCCCUAACUCCACUUAUCCUGUUAUUGUAAAUGCAAGUCUCGAUGAAGUAGAAACUGAAAAAUUGCUAUAUGUCCUCAAGAAAUAUCCUAAAGCCAUAGGUUACACCAUUGAUGACAUUAAAGGAAUAAAUCCUUCAUUAUGCAUGCAUAGGAUACUUCUUGAAGACGACUAUAAACCUUCCAUUGAGCACCAAAGGAGACUAAAUCCCAAUAUGAAAGAAGUUGUGAAAAAGGAAGUCUUAAAACUCCUAGAUGCAGGUGUGAUCUAUCCAAUUUCUGACUCCAAAUGGGUUAGCCCCGUGCAAGUUGUACCAAAGAAGGGUGGUCUCACAGUCAUUAAAAAUGAUAAAAAUGAAUCCAUUGCCACUAGAACCGUCACCGGUUGGAGAAUGUGUAUUGAUUAUAGGAAGCUUAACAAAGCAACCCGUAAAGAUCACUUCCCUCUCCCUUUUAUAGACCAAAUGUUAGAAAGGUUAGCUAAGCAUUCUCAUUUUUGUUACCUAGAUGGCUAUUCUGGAUUUUUCCAAAUACCCAUUCACCCUAAUGACCAAGAAAAGACAACAUUUACAUGUCCCUUCGGGACCUUCGCCUAUAGAAGAAUGCCUUUUGGUCUCUGUAAUGCCCCUGCUACUUUUCAAAGAUGCAUGAUGUCUAUCUUUUCUGACUUCGUUGAAAAAAUAAUGGAAGUCUUUAUGGAUGAUUUUUCUGUGCAUGGUUCUAAUUUUGAUGAUUGUUUGACUAACCUUGAAAAAGUUUUGGAAAGAUGUGAACAGGUAGACAGAGCAAAAAUCGAAAUUAUUGAAAAAAUGCUACCUCCCACCUCCGUCAAAGAAAUUAGAAGUUUCCUAGGACAUGCAGGGUUCUACCGUCGUUUCAUCAAAGAUUUUUCAUCAAUCACUAAGCCGCUAACCAACCUGCUCCUCAAGGAUGCAGACUUUACCUUUGAUGAUUCUUGUUUGCAGGCAUUUUGCAGGUUAAAGGAAGCACUGAUCACCGCCCCAAUCAUACAAUCACCAGAUUGGAACUUGCCUUUUGAAAUAAUGUGUGAUGCAAGCGACUAUGCGGUUGGGGCGGUAUUAGGUCAAAGAAAGGACAAAAAGAUGCAUGCCAUAUACUAUGCUAGUAAGACCCUAGAUGGGGCACAGGUAAACUAUGCCACGACAGAAAAAGAAUUGCUAGCAGUUGUCUACGCCAUUGACAAAUUUCGGCAAUACUUGGUAGGAUCAAAAAUCAUUGUUUAUACAGAUCACUCGGCCAUAAAAUAUUUGCUAAACAAAAAAGAUGCCAAACCGAGAUUGAUCCGAUGGAUUUUGCUCCUCCAAGAAUUCGACCUUGAAAUAAAAGAUAAAAAGGGCGUAGAAAAUGUUGUCGCUGACCACUUAUCCCGACUUCGGGAGGCCAAUAAGGAUGAGUUACCCCUGGAUGACUCAUUCCCAGAUGACCAACUAUUCUUAUUGGCACAAACUGACGCACCUUGGUAUGCAGACUUUGUUAACUUUCUUGCAGCAGGAGUACUACCACCCGAGUUAAACUACCAACAAAAGAAGAAAUUCUUCAAUGAUCUCAAGCACUAUUAUUGGGACGAGCCCUACCUCUUCCGAAGAGGCUCAGAUGGGAUUUUCAGGCGCUGCAUUCCUGAAAGCGAGGUAAAUGUGCACCUCUUUAUCUCUAAAUGUGACAAAUGUCAACGCACCGGUAGCAUCACAAAGAGAAAUGAAAUGCCUUUGAAUAACAUCCUUGAAGUAGAAAUUUUUGAUGUUUGGGGUGUUGACUUUAUGGGACCUUUCCCCUCCUCUUUUGGGAAUCAGUACAUACUAGUAGCCGUUGACUAUGUGUCCAAAUGGGUUGAGGCCAUUGCAUCCCCCACUAAUGACGCACAGGUAGUUAUAAAAAUGUUUAAGAAGGUCAUCUUCCCUAGAUUCGGAGUGCCACGAGUUGUGAUAAGCGAUGGCGGUUCUCACUUCAUUUCAAGACAUUUUGAAAAACUUUUGCAAAAACUUGGAGUGAGGCACAAAAUCGCGACACCCUAUCACCCCCAAACUAGUGGACAAGUGGAGGUCUCAAACAGACAAAUUAAAGCUAUCCUUGAAAAAACUGUUUCCACCUCUAGAACAGAUUGGUCAAAUAAGCUUGACGAUGCCCUUUGGGCCUAUCGAAAACUGCGAUCACGCUGGUCCGGCCCUUUCAAAGUUCGCACAGUCUACCCUUAUGGGGCAAUUGAAAUCUUUUCUGAAGAAACAGGAUCCUUCACCGUUAAUGGCCAACGGCUUAAAAUCUAUAAUACCGGGGAAGAACAUGAAGUAGUGGCUGAUUUCACCCUUAGUGACCCACCUUAA